This is a messenger RNA of Erpetoichthys calabaricus (reedfish), 981 nucleotides long. RefSeq names its product receptor-type tyrosine-protein phosphatase eta-like. Gene Ontology annotation, biological process: protein dephosphorylation; negative regulation of MAP kinase activity. The coding region runs from base 1 to 981 and encodes 326 amino acids. Lineage: Eukaryota; Metazoa; Chordata; Cladistia; Polypteriformes; Polypteridae. Gene Ontology annotation, molecular function: protein tyrosine phosphatase activity. The record is from RefSeq and is a predicted model, not a curated record. The transcript is spliced from 10 exons.
AUGACAAGCAAUAAUGGAGACGUUGCUGCCAGUAAUCAUAAGUUUGGAGGUUCUAUGCCCAUUAACCACCACCACCUGGAUAAUCCAGCUGUUGUUGGAGGAGUUAUUGGAGGAGUUAUUGGAGGAGUUAUUGGAGGGCUGUUGGUGGCACUUGUUGUUCUAGUCUUGGCUAUAGUGGCUUUUUUCAUCUACAGGAAAAGGAAAAACAGAAGCCAGCCUCCACCUAAUGUUGAUGUCAUCAGUGAUCCUCUCAGCAGAAACAUACCUGUUAAAGUUGAAAAUUAUGAGGACUACUACCACAAGCAUUAUGCAGAUCAAAAUUAUGGUUUUGCACUACAGUUUGAGAAUUUUAAAACUGUUGGAACCACUCAGCCCAAGACUGCAGCACUAUUCCUGGAAAAUCAUGGGAAAAAUCGUUACAAGAAAAUAUUGCCAUAUGAUGAGUUUCGAGUCAAGCUAUCAACUGACGGUAACCUGAAUGAGGACUACAUCAAUGCCAGCUAUUUACCAGGCUAUAACUCAAAGAAAGAGUUCAUUGGUACUCAGGGCCCCCUGCCAAGCACCGUGAAGGACUUCUGGAGGAUGAUCUGGGAGCAGAAUGUGCAGACACUGGUCAUGCUGACACGGUGCAAUGAAAAAGGAAAAGUGAAGUCUGAAAAAUACUGGCCUUCAGAAAUCUCCGAGACUCAUGGAAAUAUACGGGUAUCUCUGAUUUGGGAGACUCCGGCUGAAGAGUGGACAAUCAGAGAAUUAGAGUUGGAAAAUCUGGAAAAUGGUAACAAGCACAAAAUACGACAUUUCCACUUCACUGCCUGGCCAGACCAUGGGGUGCCUGAAAGCACAAACUUGUUAAUUUGUUUCAGGAAUCUCGUAAGGCAACAUGUAGAUCAGACCACGAGGAACUCGCCGACCGUAGUUCAUUGCAGAAUUCACCAUUUAUUUCUCAUUGUAGUGCUGGAGUUGGGCGAACAGGAACAUUAA